Molecule: messenger RNA, 1295 nt
Organism: Ixodes scapularis (black-legged tick)
Lineage: Eukaryota; Metazoa; Arthropoda; Arachnida; Ixodida; Ixodidae
Product: glyoxylate reductase/hydroxypyruvate reductase
Exons: 9
Coding region: 89-1180 (363 amino acids)
Cellular component (GO): cytosol
Molecular function (GO): NAD binding; hydroxypyruvate reductase (NADH) activity; hydroxypyruvate reductase [NAD(P)H] activity
Source: RefSeq, a predicted model, not a curated record
GUGCUUGAACGUUCGUGCGUGCUUUCGAAGUAGGAAGCGUUGUAUUCGAGGUUAUCGUUCUUUAUCGGGACCUGUCGUAUGACGUCAAAUGUGGCGCAUAGGACGACCUUUGAUAGGCAAAGGCUGUGUCCUGCUCUCGCCUAGCACUAUCAACACUCUUGACAUUAUUCUGGUCCGACGUGUGAGGUUAUCUGAGAUGGGACCUACACGAAAACCGGCCGUUCUUGUGACGCACCCGGACAUUCCUCCCGAAGCCCUUAAACUUCUCGCAGAAAGGUGCGACAUAGACGUAUGGAACCAACCGAAACCGAUUCCGCGGUCGCUGCUGCUUCAAAGGAUAGUCGACAAGGACGCUUUAUUCUGCCUGCUCACUGAGAAGGUGGACGCGCAGCUCUUGGAUGCCGCUGGCUCAACUCUCAAGGUAGUGGGGACCAUGUCUGUUGGAUACGACCAUAUCGAUGUGGAUGAAUGCAGAAAAAGACGGAUUGCAGUAGGUAAUACGCCUCACGUGCUGACAGAUUCAACGGCUGAGCUGGGAAUAGCCCUACUUUUGGCUACGCGCAGACGACUCUUUGAGGCCCGCAGUCAGAUCGACAGUGGAGCGUGGGCCCAGACCUCCUGGAGCCCAAUGUGGAUGUGUGGCUCGGAAAUCAGGGGAACAACGGUCGGGUUCGUGGGCAUGGGAAACAUAGGACUAGCAAUUCUUGAGAGACUAAGAGCUUUCAAAGUAAGCAAAUUUCUCUACACCUCACGAAGUCACAAACCCACGGCUGAAAUGGAGGGAGCCCAGUUCACAAGGCUGGACGGGUUGCUGAGAAUGUCGGACAUAGUUAUUGUGACGUGCACACUCACUCCGGAGACGACGGGCAUGUUCAACCGUGAGGCGUUUUCUCUUAUGAAGAAAACAGCUUCGUUCAUCAAUAUCAGCAGAGGAGCAGUGGUUGACCAAGAUGCUCUCUACGAAGCACUCACAACUGGAAAGAUAGCUUCUGCUGGCCUGGAUGUCAUGACGCCUGAGCCUUUGGCCAAGGAUCACCCGCUCGUGAAGCUGCCUAAUUGCGUGUUGCUGCCGCACAUCGGCAGUGCUACAACAGAGACCAGGACGGCAAUGGCAGUGCUUACGGCGCAGAAUAUCCUGGCAGCUUUGCAAGGACUUCCAAUGCCCGCGACUGUUGCCUAACCAUUCACUUCUUUGUUACAUGAAAGAAAGCACUUUUAGCUGCAUUUAUAAUUUAUAAAUUUCCUUUUGUUUUUGUUUUGUUUUAGGGAAAUAAAGUCUACAAAUGUUUUGUUUA